Messenger RNA from Beta vulgaris subsp. vulgaris (sugar beet), 1614 nucleotides. RefSeq lists its product as uncharacterized. The coding region runs from base 1 to 1614 and encodes 537 amino acids. The transcript has 2 exons. The record is from RefSeq and is a predicted model, not a curated record. Lineage: Eukaryota; Viridiplantae; Streptophyta; Magnoliopsida; Caryophyllales; Amaranthaceae.
AUGGCUCACCCUAGCGAUAGUGAAGCUUGGAAGCAUUUGGAUAGAUCCUUUGACGAAUUUGCAUCUGAGCCUAGGAAUGUUCGGCUCGGUUUGUGUACCGAUGGUUUGGUCCACAUGGAAAGUUUGGGGUCAGUAUUCAUGUUGGCCGGUCAUCUUAACCCCUACAACUUGCCGCCAUCGAUGUGCAUGAAGAAACCCUUCAUGUUCCUUUCGUUGCUCGUUCCUGGUCCUAAAAAUCCGAAGGGGAACUUGGAUGUGUACAUGCAACCCUUAAUCGAGGAAUUGAAGCAAUUAUGGGAUGUUGGAGCAACUACUUAUGAUAUUUCUAGGAAACAAAAUUUCAAUAUGCGUGCUGCCAUUCUUUGGACAAUAAGUGAUUUUCCUGCGUACGGUAUGCUAUCUGGUUGGGCUACAGCUGGGAAAAAGGCAUGUCCUUACUGUUUGGACAAAUCUAAAGCUUUUUGGCUCGACCAUGGGGGUAAAGUUUCUUGGUUUGAUUGUCACCGUCAAUUCCUACCCCUAGAUCAUCCUUUUCGUAACAACAAAGUAGCUUUUUGCAGAAAUAAGGUUGAAAAAGGAUCUCCGCCACACAUCAUGUCUGGGGAAGAGUUGUGGUCCUGUGUUAAAGACUUGCCAAAGGCUACAGAUGGGCCCGAAGCACUUAAUACUUUGAAAAAGUUGAAAAAAGGGUGGUUCAAACAAAGCUGUCUUUGGGAGCUCCCAUACUGGAAAUCUCUCCAUCUUCGUAACAACCUUGACGUCAUGCACAUUGAGAAAAACUUUUUCGACCAACUAAUUCACACAAUUAUGGAUGUGAAAAAACAGACAUCAGACACUGUUGCAUCCAGAAAAGACAUUGCUAAAUUGUGUAAAAGGCCUCAACUUCAUGUUACCAAGGAUGCGAACGGAAAAGAAACUCCACCAAAAGCGCCUUUCGCACUGGACAUAGCCCAAAGGAAAGUAUUAUGCAACUGGGUGAGAGAUUUAAAAUUUCCAGAUGGUUAUGCGUCCGACUUAACAAGAUGUGUGGACAUGCAGUCCGGUAAGCUGCACAGUAUGAAAAGUCAUGACUGUCAUGUCUUCAUGGAAAGAUUGUUACCGAUAGCAUUAAAGGAGUUGCUCCCGGUUCAUGUGUGGAAAGCUGUUACUGAGAUCAGCCUCUUUUUUCGUGAUUUGUGUUGCUCCACCAUCACAGUAAGAGACAUGGAAAGAUUGGAAAAGAACAUAGCCGAGAUCAUUUGUAAACUUGAAAAGAUUUUCCCACCAUCAUUCUUCAAUUCCAUGGAACACUUACCGGUUCACCUUCCACGCGAAGCUAGGCUAUGUGGUCCCGUACAAUACCGUUGGAUGUAUCCCUUUGAAAGGUUCCUUAAUCAUUUAAAACGCAAAAUUGGUAACAAGGCUCGUGUGGAGGGUUCUAUUUGUAAUGCGUACUUGUGCGAAGAGAUUGCAAACUUCUGUUCCAACUAUUUUCAGCAAGGAGUGGAUACUAAGACACGAGAUUUAGGCCGUAAUGUCACUAAUGAAGUUGAUAGGAUGCUCGAUGAAAAUGUCCCAGAAUUAUUUAGAGUUGAUUGUGGUCGGCCGUCAAACGCGGUGGAAAACGAUUUUUAA